Molecule: messenger RNA, 264 nt
Organism: Penicillium bovifimosum
Lineage: Eukaryota; Fungi; Ascomycota; Eurotiomycetes; Eurotiales; Aspergillaceae
Exons: 2
Coding region: 1-264 (87 amino acids)
Source: RefSeq, a predicted model, not a curated record
AUGGAAGGCGUUCUCAUAGAUCUAAUCAAAACGAAUGCAUAUUCCAGCCCGAGCUUGAGCCGAGCCGAUUCCAUCAUUGCGGCCGGGGAUUUCGAACGUCAAACUUACAGCAUUGAAAUCCGCUGUUACGAGCGGCUUGGGUACCAUGAGCGCAUUGCAUCUUGUGAGGUGACCGAGAAAGGUCUCCUACUGGAACGUGGAACUUGUCUUCGGAGCAUGCUCCGGGAUGUCAGCGAGUCUGCCAUUCCUCGGGUUGGGGAAUGA